Messenger RNA from Ostreobium quekettii, 642 nucleotides. NCBI's taxonomy places the organism in Eukaryota, Viridiplantae, Chlorophyta, Ulvophyceae, Bryopsidales, Ostreobiaceae. The record is from the annotation of a GenBank genome assembly.
AUGGCGGACCAAGCAGCCCGCAAUCCCCAGCGACCAAGCAAGGACGCCCGAACUGCGUUGUGGGAGGCGGUUGCAAGGGGCAGAGAGAGGAUGUCUCGUAUCCUGGUGCGGGCAGCUACACACCCUGGCGAGGGCCCCAAACUACAGCGCUACCUGUCCUUGGCCUUGUCACACUCAGGGCGCUUCGAAUCCACAAAGCCCAUCAAUACUUCAGCAACUGAUGUCAUUGUUGAAGAAUUGGAGUACAAGGCAGAUGAAGGAGCACGUGUGUGGGUGCCACUCAGAGUCAUUCGGCCCCCCUUGAAUUCCAACUGUGAUGUCUUCCCAGCUGUUGUCUUGCUGCAUCCGACAGGGUCCAGCAAAGAUGCGAUGAAGGAUUGGCAGAUGCAAUUUGCAAGUGCGGGAUAUCUGACAGCAGCAAUUGACUGUUGCUAUCAUGGAGACCGAUGCAUCACUGGUGAAGCAUCAAGGAGCUGUUACCAAGAUGCUUUGGCCAGGGCAUGGAGAACAGGAAUUGAGCGGCCAUUUCUGCUAGACAAUGUCUGGGAUUUGAUCCAUCUGCUGGAUUAUCUAGAGACGCGCCCAGAUGUUGACAGGUUGAAGAUUGGCAUGACAGGCUGCAUCUCCAGGCGUACUGAGUGA